This is a messenger RNA of Triticum aestivum (bread wheat), 4340 nucleotides long. RefSeq names its product E3 ubiquitin-protein ligase UPL4. Gene Ontology annotation, molecular function: ubiquitin protein ligase activity. The record is from RefSeq and is a predicted model, not a curated record. Gene Ontology annotation, biological process: proteasome-mediated ubiquitin-dependent protein catabolic process; protein polyubiquitination. The transcript has 14 exons. Lineage: Eukaryota; Viridiplantae; Streptophyta; Magnoliopsida; Poales; Poaceae. The coding region runs from base 107 to 4114 and encodes 1335 amino acids.
CCCCGCAGCAGCAGCGCCGAUCGAAACCCUCCGCAGAACCCGACCUCGCCAAACCUCUCUCGCUGCCGCAGGCCGGCGGCGAGUCAGUCACGCACGCGCACGACCGAUGGCGGAGAUCCUCCUCUACGUGCAGGCGGCGCUGACCGACGAGGCCGCUUGCGCGGACGCGCACGCGGCGGCGCUGGCCACGCUCUGCGACACGCUCGCGCUCACCGACCCGGACGUGCUCCUCGGCAUCGUCGACGUCGCCUACUUCGCGGCCCGCCUCCCCGGCUUCCUCGCCGCCGCCGCCCCCGGCGCCGUCGACCAGGGCGACCUGCCCGUCUUCGCCGCGCGGGCCAUCGCCGAGGCCGUCGACAUCCUGCCGCAGUGGGCCCCCACCUUCGCCCAGCACGGCGCCGUCGAGGCGCUCCGCGACCGCCUCCUCGCCGCCGACAACAUCGAGCUCGCCGAGGAGUGCCUCCGAGCUCUGGACAAGAUAUCCGAGGAAUGCCCGGACCAGUGCCUCCGCCUCGCCGUCGCCGCCGCCGCGCUGCACUUGUUCGACUUCUUAUCAGCCAGCAAACAGAAAGUGGCGCUCAAGAUCGUCGCCGAGCUCGUCCAGGAAUGCGACGACGCGGACGUGCCCAAGGCCAUGGAGGCCGCGCCGGCGCUCUGCAACCUCCUGCAGUCCGCCGACAACUCGAUACUGGAGUCGGCGCUCUCUUGCCUGGGAAUGCUCGCUGCCGAUGCUCGCGGCAAGGCCGAGCACAUGGACAGGCUCUGCGAGUCCAAGGUGAUCGACACGGCCAUGGGGCUGCUGGACAAGGACGGCUGGAAGACCCUCGGCGACGACACUUUACCUGGCAUCCUUGGGCUGCUCAAACACAUUGCCUCCGCCUCAGAGAAGGCUGUGAACUCCCUUUUCGACCUUGGUGUCUGCGAUUUGCUCAAGCAGAUGAUUACUUACUACAGUCGCUCGCACAGUGGCAGCGAUAAGUUGGAGAUGCUUGUGGAAUUCAUCUACCAGCUUAUGCGGCCUCUUGGAGCAUCUGGGCAGGAGAAUGCCACCACAGAGCAAAAUGCACACAUUGACCAGCUUGCUAGCAUUGUGACCCUUAUAACACAGGUUGCGAAAUGUGGUGCGCUAUCAUCGGUUUGCUACAGGUGCAUUGUUGUCAUCGGCAACAUUGUUGAGUUAAGCACACCUACUUUCCUGGUGGAGUUGCAGAAGACUGCAAAUCUCUCAAGCUUUCUUACUUGUCUGUUGGCCCGGAAGAACCGCCAUAUCGUGUUCCAAACGCUCGAAGUUUCAAAGACCCUCCUGAAAAAGCACCAUCAGUUUUUCUUCGAGAGUUUUACCAAGGAGGGUGUAAAGCAUGCAAUUGAGACCAUACAAGCACAAGAAAAAAAUAGAAACUCCAGUCAGAAGUUGAAAAAGAAAAACAAUACGCAAGAAUGGUGUUUGUGCUUUGAAUUGGACUUGGAUUCUUCCUCGACAGAUGGAUGCAAGAUUGAGAACAAUGCUAUCUUGAAUCUAGCAGAAGAGAUCAAGAAAAGCUUUGUUGUGGUGAAAGCAAAUAACAAAUCUCCACAUAGGUUUGGAUGUGUUCUUAAAUUUGUUAAAGAUUUUUUUGCUAGGCUGAAUCGGCAUGCCUUGACAGUCCCCACCCAGGAUCUGGAUCUCUGCAAAGAGUUGUCUGAUAUUUCGAGGAAAUUUUUAUCAGAUGAACUUCCAAGUACCUCUACUUUUACGUUUGCAAAGAGCGGAUCAACCAAGUAUUUAGUAGAUUAUCUCUCCAAUGGGGCAUAUUUGAAGUCAAACCUCAAUAAUUGCCAGGACUUAGCAGAGCAGCUUAAGGAAGUGCAACAUCGAUUGCAGAAGUUCACCCAUUUGGCUCUUAAGGUGUCCAAUGGAAGCUCCGUGAAGCCCCUUGAGAUUUUGGUGGAUAAGCUGCUAGAUGCUCUGCACAUGUCUUACGACAGUUUUCCUGUAAUACUAUCUGAUCAUGGACAGCGUACCCGUGAGAGCACGAUGAUUCCUCUGAGGCAUUCAACAACCCAGGAAUCAGAAUUACUGGAUAUAAAAUUUGUAAAGGCGCGCAGGGAGAAGGAAUUGCGCAGUUAUGGUGGUGUUCUCCCAGUUAGUCUUUCUUCAAAGCCAGGUGACAUUGAAGCAGUCCUUUGGCCUGAGGUUUCCAAAGGGAAUGCGCAGGGAUCCUCAAGAUUGAUGUUCUCUUACAAAGGCACAAAACUCCAGCCAUCUGCAACAAUUUUUGAGUCACUUGUGCGUUUAAUGAAUGCAGGACAAUCUGAUAUUAUGAUUGACUCGUCUUUUUGGGAUGAAGAGCACAGAAUAUCAUAUAACAGAAACAAAUGUGAGAACGUCUCUUCUCCGAGUUCCUGUAAUACUCAGCUAUUCGCCAUGCAGGAAAAACUUGAACAGUCAUUGGUAAAGGACCCAUUUUUCUGUACUCUAUUCCUUGGGAAGCUUCCUGGUGAUGUGGAUGAAUCUGAUCCAUCCUACAACUUGUUAUUAACGCUGAAAGUUCUUGAAGGGCUUAAUCGUUUUUCAUAUCAGCUGUCAAUGGAUCAGCAGAUAUGCAAAUUUGCUGAAGGCCACCUCCGGAGUUUGGAUGACCUUAAGGUGACAAUCUCUCCGAUUCCACAGCAUCAGUUCAUGAGUAGCCUUCUGACGAAUAAGCUGGAGAUGCAAAUGCAAGAGGGCUUGUUUGAGGAUGGGCUGGUACCCUCGUGGUGUGUCUAUCUGGUGGAAACUUGCCCCUUCUUAUUGUCCUUCAGUGCACGGUGGAAGUACUUUUGCCUGACAGUGCAUCGCUCAUUCAUGGGAGAUGAGGCAAGUGCUCCGGAUGGUUCAAGUACUCCAGAUGAGGCAAGUGCUUCACCAGACGAGGAAGAGGAAAGUGAUGCUCCAAAUGAGGCAAGUAAAAAGAUGAAGAAGCACAAAGUAACACGAGAUAACAUACUUGAAAGUGCUGCCUCUAUGAUGAUCAAACAUGGGUCAAGCACCAAAACCAUUGAGGUGGUAUUUCAAGGAGAGGUUGGGACUGGGCGAGGCCCAACCUUUGAAUUUUACAGUACUGUUAGUCAUGAACUUCAGAGGCUCGGGAUUGGGAUGUGGAGAGGCGAUAAUGCUAGAAAAGCAGGAGAAAAUGGAUUCGUUCGUUCUGGCUUUGGGCUGUUUCCACAGCCAUGGUCCUCAGUAGGCACUUCAACACGGGGGAUCGAAUUGUCUGACGUAGUAAAAAAGUUCAAGCUUCUUGGACAUGUUGUAGCCAGAGCCCUUCUUGAUGGAAGGAUCCUGGACAUCCCGCUCUCAAAAGCAUUCUACAAGAUCAUGCUUGGCCAGGAGCUAGAUAUCUACGACAUUCCAUCAUUUGAUCCUGAGCUGGGCAAAACGGUAAUGGAGUUUCAAGCACUAGUUAAAAGGAAGAAGUUCUUGGAGAAAUCUUCAGAGAAGACAUCCAAUCCCAGCGCAGAUUUGUCAUAUAAAAAUGUGAGACUGGAAGAUUUGUGCCUGGACUUUACUCUUCCUGGAAAUUCUGAAUAUGAGCUUGUUCCUGGAGGCUCAGACAAGAUGGUGACCCUAGACAAUCUGGAGGAGUAUGUAAAUUUGAUAGUUGAUGCGACCUUGAAGGGUGGGAUUGCGAAACAGGUCGAGGCUUUCAAGUCUGCAGUCAACGAGGUCUUUGCUCUGAAGACCCUUAGAUUGUUCGACGAGGAAGAGAUGGAGCGCAUACUUUGUGGUGAACAAGAUUCUUGGGCUUCAAGCAAACUUGAAGAUCACAUCGAAUUCGAGCAUGGCUACGAUGCUAGCAGUCCACCAAUAAAAAGUUUCCUGGAGAUCUUGCGGGAGUUUGAAAGAGAGGACCAGCGGGCAUUCCUCCAAUUCACCACUGGUGCUCCUCAGCUCCCACUUGGUGGCCUAGCUUCGCUCGAUCCAAAGCUCACCGUCGUGCGAAAGCAAUGUGAUGGCAACGUCGACAACGAGUUGCCAAGCGUCAACACUUGCCGGCACUUCAUCAAGCUUCCUCCUUACUCCUCGAAGGAGAUCAUGAAAGCAAAACUCAAAUACGCUCUGGCCGAGGGUUUAGGCUCCUUCCACUUGUCAUGACAAGGGUCAGAAGGGGUAGGAGCAAUGUACAUACUAGAUAGGGUAGAGCAUUGUUUUCUCUUCUUCUGAUCUGUUGAUGUUUCUGGCUGGGGAUCGGUCGCGCUGAAUGUGCAACUCCAAUUUUCUCCCCUCCAGUUAGAUCAAUGUUGUACAGCCCACUUUGAUUCUUUCGAGUCAAUGUAUGUAACGUGAUAUCUUGACACCUCCAAGUUGAGAAUGUAUUGAU